AUGGCGGACGUUGGCGAAGAAGAUGGCCACGUUGCCGAACCGCUCGAUCUGGUUCGGUUGCUGCUCAACGAGGUGGUCUUUGUCAAGUUGAGGGGAGAUAGGGAGCUCAAAGGGAAGCUUCACGCAUACGACAGCCACUGCAAUCUGGUGCUCGGCGAGGUGGAGGAAACAAUCUACGCGGUAGAUGACGAUGACAACGAGGAAGAGGCCAAGACGAUAAGCCGCAAAUCCGAGAUGCUGUUCGUGAGGGGCGAUAGCGUGGUGAUGAUUUCACCUCCGGUACCGUUCUGA
Molecule: messenger RNA, 291 nt
Organism: Drechmeria coniospora
Lineage: Eukaryota; Fungi; Ascomycota; Sordariomycetes; Hypocreales; Ophiocordycipitaceae
Product: U6 snRNA-associated Sm-like protein LSm3
Exons: 1
Coding region: 1-291 (96 amino acids)
Biological process (GO): P-body assembly; mRNA splicing, via spliceosome
Cellular component (GO): precatalytic spliceosome; U4/U6 x U5 tri-snRNP complex; U6 snRNP
Molecular function (GO): RNA binding
Source: RefSeq, a predicted model, not a curated record